Messenger RNA from Alligator sinensis (Chinese alligator), 8992 nucleotides. RefSeq names its product dermatan sulfate epimerase like (gene DSEL). The record is from RefSeq and is a predicted model, not a curated record. Gene Ontology annotation, molecular function: sulfotransferase activity; chondroitin-glucuronate 5-epimerase activity. NCBI's taxonomy places the organism in Eukaryota, Metazoa, Chordata, Crocodylia, Alligatoridae. The transcript is spliced from 2 exons. The coding region runs from base 1110 to 4760 and encodes 1216 amino acids.
CAGCUGGAAACCGGAGCAGUCCACGCGGAGAAGUGGCCGGGACGGAGCUGCCCGCCUGCCCCGCGGCCAGCUGUUUCCUCUCCAAGAGGGGUUGGGGUUUUUUUGGUUGUUUUCUCUGCGCUUCUCACUCCUUGUUAAGAAGUGAUCAACAUGCAAAGUGAACUGAAAACUGAAACUGCUCUCUGGGUGCAUACACUUUGGUUUUGUGCCCCUUUCAAGUGUUUUACUUCAUGAUGGGGAGAAAAGAAUUAUCUGAAACACUGAGACAGAGGUUGGGUUACAUUGGUUGAAGAUGUGAUGAAGAUAGUAAAAGAAGACACGAAAUAAUUUUCUUUUUUGGUCGGGUAUUAAUUUAAAAAAAAAUCACAAACAGAAGUGAAUAGUAGUUAAUAAAUUGUUCUGCUUGCUAGGAAAGAGAGAGAAAGAGAGGCUAACGGAGGAUUUUUGCUGAUCUUCCCCCAUUCUCAUCUAUCCCAAAGAAAAAAAUGAAGAUAAAACUUUGUUUGCAACUCGAGAGAACAGGCAGACUGGGAAGAGUAACUUCAGUAUCUGGGUAUAUUAUACAAAGCACUGUACAUUUCCAGAUUCAGCAAACAUAAACCAUUAGUUUGAAUAAAAAUUAUGAUUUCAUCAUCAGUCCAAGUUUUUGCCUACUCUAGGAAUGACAUUUAACCUGAAUGUUAGAGAGAGAGAUUUUUUCAUUAAAUGUGUGAUUUCAAUUAUUAUUUUAAAGUCAAGGAUUUUUUCCCAGUGUUUUUCAGCUAGAAAGACAUUAAGUUUUUUGGUCCCUUGAAUAUAUAUAUUUGGCCUAUGUUUUACAUGGAAUUUUUAGUGUUUUUAGAACUUCUGUGUUGUUCUCUGCCAUUGUAGUUGUGCAGAAUAGAGACAGACAAGGCAUCUAGGAUUCAACUUUUCUACUACUGCUAGUGUUUUCAGAAGAGCUUGAGCAUCCACUGAAUUCUAUGGCAUGAUUUGGUCUUCUCUUUUGUUUAAAGGAAAAACAUGCCUUAAAACGUUCAUUUUAUACUAACCUAGUCAACCUUUAAUAUCUGAGCAUAGUGUUUUGUAAAGAGAUGCAUGCCUGAAAAGAGAGAACUGCCUAAUGGAUCAUGGCUUUGGUGUUUACAGGACAUAUCUUAUUUCUAGCAUUAGUGUUGUUUGCUGUCUCCACUUUUGAAGAAUCUGUAAGCAAUUUCUCUGACUGGGUGACUUUCACAGAAAAUAUGGAUCAAUAUGAGAAGCAAAAACUGCAUGGUUUCAGUGCCAGCCAGAAGCUGAGAAAACCUGUUCUACAUCCAAGCCUGUAUUUUGAUGCUGAAGAUGUACCAGCACUAAGGCAGAAGUCCCGCACAAGUCAUUUGCAUUUGUUUAGAGCGAUUAGAAGUGCAGUGACAGUUAUGCUAUCCAAUCCAUCAUACUACCUACCUCCACCCAAACAUGCUGAUUUUGCUGCAAAGUGGAAUGAGAUUUAUGGCAACAAUCUGCCUCCCUUAGCAUUUUACUGUUUGCUGUGCCCAGAAGAUAAGGCUGCGUUUGAUUUCACUCUAGAGUAUAUGGAUAGAAUGGCUGGCUACAAAGACUGGCUCGUUGAGAAUGCUCCAGGAGAUGAAGUGCCACUUGGCCACUCCUUAACAGGUUUUGCCACUGCUUUUGACUUUCUAUAUAACUCCCUGGGUAAUGUUAGAAGACAAAAAUACCUAGAGAAGAUAUGGUCCGUGAGUGAGGAAAUGUAUGAUUAUUCAAAGGUCCAUUCUUGGGGGAAGCAACUUCUCCAUAACCACCAAGCUACUAAUAUGCUAGCAUUACUCACAGGGGCCCUGGUUACUGGGGUUGGCAAAGAAUCUCAAGCAAAUAUUUGGAAACAUACUGUGGUUGAUGUGAUGGAGAAAACUAUGUUUCUACUCAAUCAUAUUGUAGAUGGCUCUUUGGAUGAAGGAGUAGCUUAUGGUAGUUAUACAGCCAAGUCAAUAACCCAAUAUGUUUUCCUGGCUCAGCGCCAUUUUGGUAUGAAUAACCUAGAGAACAACUGGCUGAAAAUGCACUUUUGGUUUUAUUAUGCCACCCUGCUGCCAGGCUUUCAGAGGACUGUGGGUAUAGCAGAUUCUAAUUAUAACUGGUUUUAUGGCCCUGAAAGCCAACUGGUUUUCUUGGAUAAGUUUGUAAUGAAGAAUGGAGCUGGCAACUGGCUAGCACAGCAGAUUAGGAAGCAUAGGCCCAAGGAUGGCCCAAUGGUGCCAUCUACUGCACAAAGAUGGAGCACUCUUCACACUGAAUACAUAUGGUAUGCUGCAGAACUAACACCUCAGCCACCUCCUGGCUAUGGCACUGCUAAGAUGCAUAUGUUUCCUAACUGGGGAGUUGUUACUUAUGGGGCUGGGCUACCAAACACUCAGACCAACACCUUUGUGUCUUUUAAAUCUGGAAAGCUUGGUGGCCGUGCAGUCUAUGACAUUGUUCAUUUUCAACCGUAUUCCUGGAUUGAUGGGUGGAGAAGUUUCAAUCCAGGGCAUGAACAUCCAGAUCAGAACUCCUUUACUUUUGCUCCUAAUGGACAGGUAUUUGUAUCAGAGGCUCUCUAUGGACCUAAGUUCAGUCAUUUGAAUAAUGUGCUGGUGUUUGCCCCAUCACCAACAAGCCAGUGCAAUCAACCUUGGGAGGGACAACUCGGUGAGUGUGGACAAUGGCUUAAAUGGACUGGUGAUGAGGUUGGAGAUGCAAGUGGGGAGAUUAUCACAGCAUCCCAGUAUGGAGAAAUGAUGUUUGUGAGUGGUGAGGCAGUAUCUGCCUACACUUCUGAAAUGAAACUGAGAAGUGUAUAUCGCGCUCUUCUACUUUUAAAUACUCAGACAUUGCUAGUAGUAGACCAUAUUGAAAGGGAGGAAGACUCUCCCAUCAGCUCUGUCAGUGCCUUCUUUCAUAAUCUUGAUAUUGAUUUUAAAUAUAUACCUUACAAGUUUAAGAACAAAUAUAAUGGAGCUAUGAUGGAUGUGUGGGAUGCUCAUUAUAAAAUGUUUUGGCUUGACCAUCAUGGCAGUAGCCCUGUUGCAAGGAUACAAGAGGCAGAGCAAGCAGCCGAGUUCAAGAAGCGAUGGACUCAGUUCGUAAAUGUUACCUUUUCUAUAAAAAACACUGUAAAAAGGAUUGCUUACCUGUUCUAUGGACCUUAUGUCAAUGUUUCUAAUUGCAGGUUUAUUGAUGAUUCUAAAUCUGGAUUUCAGAUUUCUCUGGAUGUCAACAACACUGAGAAUAUCGUUUCUGUUGUGACUGACUAUCAGAAUCUGAGGACGAGGUUCAAUUAUUUGGGAUUUGGUGGCUUUGCCAAGGUGGCUGAUGAAAGCAAAGUUAUCAAAUUUGGUCUAGGCACUGAAGCUAUUGAGAAGCAUAUAACAAGUGACAGGACAGUUUUCCCAUUUGGAUUCAAAGUGAAUAUGAUAGCAGGGUUAAUUUUGGGUAUUAGUUUGGUAAUACUGGCUUUCCAGUGGCGGUUUUAUAUUUCCUUCAGCAAAAUGUUGCGUUGGAUCCUGUUACUGGUUAUCAUCCUGUGGCUUAUUGAACUGGUAGAUGUGUGGAGCACUUGCACUCAGCCUAUCUGUGCAAAAUGGAAUAGUGACACGACAAGUGUGGAACCUGAUACCACCCAUAGAGCCAAACAGUCAGAACAAAACCCUGUUGUUUUGCCAGACGUUGUAAUUACUUCACUUCCGGGUUCUGGAGCAGAAAUUUUAAAGCAACUCUUUUUCAACAGCAGUGAUUUCAUAUACAUCAGGAUUCCCACAGGAUACCUUGAUGUCCCAGAAACUGAAUUUGAAAUUGACUCAUUUGUUGACGCAUGUGAAUGGAAGGCAUCUGAUGUCCAACAUGGCCACUUCCGUCUCCUGCGAGGCUGGCUCCAGUCUCUAGUUCAAGACACCAGGCUACAUUUACAAAAUAUUCAUUUAUAUGAAGCCAGCAGAACUAAAGUAGCUCAGCAUUCUACCAUAAGCAAAGACAGAAAGAGAAGAUCUAGAAAGAGAGAAUCUUUGUCAGAACAAAAAAGCAAAAUGAGAGGAAACAUGGAUAAAGAUGCUGAAUACAUCAGGGAACUGAGGCGACACCUUGUCUAUUAUCCAAAUGCACGUCCUGUACUUAGCUUCAACAGUGGGAGCUGGACAUUAAAGCUUCCUUUCUUUCAAGAAAUAAUAGGGCCUUCAAUGAGGGCCUUGUAUGUAGUAAGGGACCCUCGGGCAUGGAUCUACUCAAUGUUGUACAACAGUAAGCCAAGCCUCUACUCCUUGAAAAAUAUUCCCCAGCACUUAGCCAAGCUGUUUAAAGUAGAAAAUGGUAAAGGAAAGUGCAGUUUAAAUUCAGGCUACACCUUUGAAUAUGAAUCACUGAGGGAAGAACUCUCAGCCUCUAAUUCAAAUCCAGUUUCUGUGCUGUCUCAUUUGUGGAUAGCAAACACAGCAGCAGCACUGAGAGUAAAUGGAGAUUUGCUGCCAACAAAUUAUCAGCUGGUCAAGUUUGAAGAUAUUGUGAAUUCUCCCCAGCAGACAGCUGAAACAAUUUUUGCUUUUCUUGGUAUUCCUCUCUCUCCUGCUAGCUUAAACCAAAUAUUGUUUGCCACCUCUACCAAUCUCUUCUACCUUCCUUAUGAAGGAGAAAUAUCACCAAUUAGUAUCCAUGCUUGGAAACAAAACAUGCCUACUGAAGAAAUUAGACUGAUUGAGGACAUCUGUUGUUCCCUAAUGGACCACUUAGGAUACCCAAAGUUUACAGAUUAAAUGCUGCAGGCCAGCAGUAAUUUGCACUAAUGAUCCCCAACUCACCAGUUUGUGAAUAAGAUUAGAGAAGUUUGUUUAUUCUUGUAAAAUGUGUGUACAGUCUGUUACAUGCAGAGAGAGAUUAUUUUAAAAAAAUAGAUACUUGUUCUCGCAGGAUUUUUUUUUAAACUUGUAACUACUUUUGCUGCCUUUCAAAUAAAGCUGUGUGAACCUUAAUAAAAUUACUAGCUGGGAAUGGUAUAGCUCAGGGGGUUGGUAAUAGGAUAUGGAACCUUUCACUUCCAGGCUACCAAUAGCAACCUUGGGUCAGGUUUGAUGAUAUAUUCUGGCUGAAUUUCACUCCUUCAGUGGUGCAAACUAACCAUAAACUUGGUUAGACUAAGUUUAUGGCUGUCCUGCAUCACUUCCAUUGCAGAAAGGAGUCAGCAUUCCAGUGAAACUAGUUCCUAAUCCCCUUAUUUGCAAGAUUAUGUGACAAUGAGUUCUUUGUUAUAGCUAUUCUUUGGAGAAAGAGAAGACUUCUUUGGAGAAAGAGAAGGCCUAUCUAUUUGGCACUAUUUCACACUAUUUGUGAACAGAAAAUAAACACUGGGUAAAAAAUAAAGACCCCCCUAAAAAAAAAAGAAAAAAACCCGAAACAAAAAAGGAAUCCUACAAAACCCCAUAAAUCUAUGAGUAAAUUUUCAACUGAGAAGCUUCUAAAGGAUUUUAUCCAACUCUGGUGCAGUUCUAGCCUGAUAAAUUCUAAAUGGAUUUGAAAGCUUCUAAUAUCUGCACUGCUGCUGCUGCUGCUGCUGCUUUAUCCAGCUUCUUAGCUAAGAGAAGCUUCAAGAACGUCUGUUUUUUCUUCCAAAACUCAUCCAUUCUUCAUAGUUGUUUGCACUCUUGAGCGUCUUCUCUGUUGCUGAUCCUUGGGCGUAAAGUCUCAAUUUCCUAAUGCCAGUAACAAAAGUGUGUGCGCCCCACUGAGUGGAAAUAGUGAAUAUAAUCAUCAAUGGUACAUGUUACUAUGGGUGUAUCUACAUGUGUGCUUUACUGUUAAUUAGCUCCACAGUAAAAUGUUCUCAUCUACACAUGUGCCAGUAUUAGCGUGCACUAAAUAAAUUAACUCCAUCAUAAGAUAGUACUGUUGGGGACAGUACUAUUUUACAGCAGAGUACUUAACUAGGCUGAAACGCGCGUUUAGACAGUGACAGGGGUUGACUGGGGCACAACGUUGCUAAAGUGCAGGGGGUGCCUCACAACUAGCCUCAUGGCUCUGCAGGUUCUGCACCCUUGUGCCACAACUAACCCCUCCACUGCCUCGUGCUGCCACCCAGACCCUGGGGCUGACCCCCUGAGCCUGCUGCCGACCCAGGCUCAAACUGCAGCACCCACGAGCAGCUGACUCCAGCUCAAAACAGCUUGGAGUUUAUUGCAACACAUUAAUUGAAUGUGUAGAUGCAUCCAGUUUGCAUAAGUUGGGAGCCUAGAUUUUAGAAGAGUCCUAAUAAACCUCUAGAUCAGGGGUCAGCAGCCUAUAGCCGCAGACUGAAUCCAAUCUGACAGGUGACUUUAUCUUGCCUGCUGAGCAUGUUUAUGUGAGAAGGCACCAUCAAAUGGCCACCUAUUGCCUGAGGAAGACUGAGCCUAAUUCACCCUGCUGUUACUGAAAGUUUGCCACCUCCUGCUCUACAUCUAUUUUACUGAGGGAUGUGUAAUUUUUCUGUAGAGUAUAUGAGCAACAGCCUGUGGCUGAUCUCAGCUACUCUUUGUUUAAAGCCUUCAUUCUUCAAAGAGACUUUUUCUACAUUCUUGGAAUCGCACUUACCCUGUACUAUGAUGUUUUAUCUCAGUAAUUUAUUUCCAGUAUCUGAUUAUUUUUAAAAUAGGAUUUUUUUUUUCUUUAAAUGUGUAUUACUAUGGAAGAUUGCUUUAGAAACAAAUACCCUUUGUAAGGUGAAUGUUUGCUUUUGUAACGCCUUUGUCAUGCUGCUUUUUUCUCAUGCUGCUCUUUUAAAAUUUUAUUUUACCUUGAACCACUUAUUUCUUUUUCUUUUUUUUUUUUUAAUUUGGUUUAUGAACAUUGAAAAUCUCCUCCUUUAUCUUCCUUCAGCAUUCUUUCAAAAUCCAUCCAUACUGUAAAUUUCUGCAGAUGUGUAAAUCAAACCAUAACUGAUGUCAGAGACAUCUGUUUCAUUUACCAUCUGUUUUUUAUUACAAAUGAAGUUGUCAUGAAAUAUGCUUCAUUUUGUUUGUAGGAGCUGGAAUCUGAGUUUUGUGCUAUCACAUUGAAAUAUGCCAGUAAAGUAAUUACCAUUUAUUUGGGUGAUAAGCAUUAGGCAAUGCCAAGAUGUAGUGAGCUUUUCUCUACAUAUCUCAAUCUUGUCACUGAUAUUUAAUACUAUGGCUUUCACCUUUGUCUUUCCCCCAGAAAAUUCUACAUCCUUUGCAAUAUUUUUGAUCUGUCUCCCUAACCUGGAUGAAAGUAGAGGGUUUUUUUGUUUUUGUUUUUUUCUCAGCCAUUCAUUAUCAUAUCAAAAUGUGCCUCUAGCAUGAUAAAGCUGUUGAUAAUGUUACGGUAACUGUAACUUUACUGUCACUCUCCUUUGCUUGUAACAGGGACUGGCAGCAGAUUCCCCAUCAUCCCGUCUUUUCCAGGUCUUACCUCUGGCUAGGUAGAAUGUCACAUAAAAAUAAAUAUUAAAAUGAGUUAAUAUACAGUGGCAUUUCAGUGAAACUUUGGAUCCUAACUAUCAUUCUCUCAAGCCAGUUUCUCUCUAGGCUGUUAUCAGUCAUAUGUAAAAUAGUUACACUGAUCCUUCUGCUGUUUCCUUUAUUUGACAGACUAAGUCUCAGCAUUUGCUUUCCAUUCUCAGGAUUUAUGAGCUUGAAUAAGAACAAAUAAAAAGGCCUCUGUCAGAUAUUUUAGGGCUGCUCAAGGUAAGAAUUAGGAGUGACUCUGUUCGGGGAAGGAGUCUCUAAAUCCCUUCAUGACAGUUAUUUAUGAGGGGCUGCAAAUAGACUAUUACCAGCUUUUUUGUGGAACUGAAGUGGAAAGGACCAUGCAUUUAUCAAUAGGUCAACCCUUUGGCUUUUAAAAUACAGGGUUAUUUCAUGUCUGUAGGCCUAUAAUACAUAUUGCUACUAUCUUUUAUUCUGGCAAAUGUAAGAUUCAGAACCUAAUACUUCACUGUCUUGCACUUUCUGACAUCAGUUUAUAUAUUUCAGAUUUGGUAGCAUUUUAUGUUCCUUUGAAUGAAUGUCACCGACUCCACAAGGUGCAAGGCCAUGGAAAACCAGGUCCAUUAUUCCUAGAUAUUACUGGGGAGAUGGUUAGAUCACAAACAUAAAAAUAAGGCUAAAUGAAAGGUAAAGAAAUGAGUUUGAAAGCAACAGGACCAAUGCUUCAGAAUUCUAAUUACAUGAAUUAUGUGAACUUAAAAUAACACAAUAUAAUGUAUUUAUUUUAAGCAAACUGAGCACUUUAUGCAUUUGCUUCAGAACCACUAACAAAGACCCCCUGGAUAAGGAUUUCUACUCACUGAGAAGAAAAGAACAUAUGUCUGUUACACAGAGAACUGUGUAGAAAUGCUUUAUAAUACUAGAUUAAGCUCACAAAAGCAAAAACAAAAUCUGAAUUGAAGGGCUCUGUAUUGUAAUAUAGACAUAAAUUCAACACUGCACUUAAAAAUAAGAAUACAGAAAUCCCUGAGAAGCAGAUUUAAUUUUUACCCUUUUAGUCUGUAUAAAAUUAAAAUAAUAAAAAUGCAGUGCCCCAGAGAUCCAUGCUAAUCUAUUCAAGGACUCUUAUUCAAGAUGGCUUAUUCAUGUAUUCUUCAUCCAUAGUUUGCUCUCAUAGUUCCAGAUUGCUCUCAUAGUUCCUGAAGUCCAGUUGUACAAACAAUACCCAUUGACUUGAGUAAAAGUUGCAUAUGUGUAAAAAGGUAAUAGGAUUAAACUGGAAACAAACAUUUAUGUCAUAUAUCUAUGCCAUACAUGACAGAUUCUGGCAACAAGUUUGUAAUUUGUAUGUUUCCAGUAGCAGCCAGUUUCAAACCUCUCAUUUUCAAUAAACAAUAACUCCUUAAUGCAUAUACAGUUUUUUCAUGCAGACCUACCUAUUUCCAUUGAAAAAAGAAAGGUUUUCUUUCUCUUGGGGGGGGAGGGGGCAGAAAACAUUUUUUAACAAAAAAUGAACCCCACAAAAUGGUCCCUGUUGUACCCCCAAUUCCCCCCUCUCCCACCCCCUA